AUGGUCUCCUUCCAGUGCGAGAGUUGCAUGACCGAGGACCAAAAGUACCAGGGCGCCCUCUACAAAAAUAACGACAACAACAACAAGAACAAGAACAAGAAAGCACGAAUCAGCCCUCCAAACGGCGCCGAAGAAGAACACCACUUCCAUCCCUCGACGCCGUCAGCUCCUGUUACGACAAACAGCAGCAAAAAGAACAACAACAACAACAACAACAACUCCACAGCUACAAAGAACAAGCAGCAAGUCGCUGCGACGCCCAGUGUGAAGAAAUCCAACAUGGCUGCCGUUGCCCAGUACCAACAACCCCACCAUAUGUCCCACGCGGCCUACGUUGAGGAUGUGCCCGAGGAGCUCGAGGGCUAUCUCGUGGCCGACGACGACGACCACCGCUCUGACGACGACGCCCCGCCCCACGCACCCACCCCGCCGCCCGCCGCUGAGGGCCCCGUGAACGUCUUUGAUUUCCUUGUCGCUGGUGCCACGCCCAACGCCUCGAGCCUCGGCCUGUCCCAUCCGACCGUCAGGUUCAACGACAACGCUGACACUGACGUUGCGCGCUAUGAGUACGACGCCAACGCGUACCUGGCUGCCGCCGACGACUUCUCCAUGGCCGGCCAUGCCAAGUACCAGCAGCACCUUGCCCAGUACGGCAGCGGCCCUGUGCCCACAGCCGAGCCCACUUCGACUGCGCUGACGCCCUUCAAGACGCCUGCGCCUGACCGCGCCGAGCGCAAGAAGAAGGAGAGUGCGGGUGACAAGGACAAGGACGCCUCCAAGAAGGACAAGAAGCGCAAGCGGUUAACCCUGGACAUCAACGACCAGGUCAUGACCGAUGCGCCGCCUGUACUGCACUCGGGCCUCACCGGUGGCCUGCACCGCCUCACGACCAAGCAUACCGCGUUCCCUCCGUCGCCCGAAUCGGCCGAGACCCCGGCAAGUCCGCUCAAGAAGUCCAAGCAAUCCAAGCGCUCCAAAUCACGCGCCGAACCCGUUACCAACAGCCUUUUCUCCAGACUGACGGCCGGAAGCUCCAAGAUCAAGACCAAGAAGCGAAAACACCGCCGCUCGGCCUCGCCCUCGGGCAAGAAGCACAGCAGCCACAACAGCAGCAGCAGCAGCAGCAAGAGCCACCGCCGGCACCGCGAUGCCAACAAGGACGGCGCGUCCACGGCUGCGCCGGCCCAGAAACUGCUCGAGUACCCCGGUGCCGAAAAGAAGGAAGACGACAACGGCGGCAGCGGUCAGCUGAUUGUCUAUAAGCCGCGUGCCGACCUCUUCCUCAGCUUUGUCAACAAAGGCCCUGACAGCGAGCGCGGCUGCAGCAUGAACAAGGCGCUCAAGCGCUUCCACCGGGAACGCUCCUCCUCGGGCACCUCGCUGGCCAAGCCGGCCGAGGAGAAGGAGCUCUUCCGGUCCCUGCGUCUGCGCAAGAACGACCGUGGCGAGAUUGUCCUGUUUUGCGUCGACGAAGAGUAG
Messenger RNA from Sporothrix brasiliensis 5110, 1479 nucleotides. RefSeq lists its product as uncharacterized. The record is from RefSeq and is a predicted model, not a curated record. Bases 1 to 1479 code for a protein of 492 amino acids. NCBI's taxonomy places the organism in Eukaryota, Fungi, Ascomycota, Sordariomycetes, Ophiostomatales, Ophiostomataceae. The transcript has 2 exons.